Molecule: messenger RNA, 3099 nt
Organism: Closterium sp. Naga37s-1
Lineage: Eukaryota; Viridiplantae; Streptophyta; Zygnematophyceae; Desmidiales; Closteriaceae
Source: the annotation of a GenBank genome assembly
AUGCCGGCCGGAGCAGCCAAUUCCGUGGCGCGGCUGCGGCCCUUCUGCCUGCCGGUGAUGCUGCAGGUCGCCCUCAGCUCGCUCAUCCCCCUCGCCUUCCCCGAUGUCUGGCGCACUCUCCGCUUCUGGGACCGCCUUAUGCCCAUCUACCUGGGGUACAUGAAGACAAAGCUCGCAGUGCGCAAGAAGCCCAUUGAGGUUCGCCACGAGAAGUGGGCCGUGCGCCACGAGUGGGGCGGCAAGCUCGUGCACGACCUGGUGCUGCGUCUCAGCGGCCUCUACGUCAAGUCGGCACAAAUCCUUGCCUCCAAAUCGGACUUCAUGCCAGCAGCGUGGGUGCGGCGCCUCUCAGCCCUGUUUGACAACGUGCCCCCCCGCCCCUACUCGCAAGUCAUCCGCUCCAUCCAAUGCGAGCUCGCCAUCUGUCCUCCUCCCGGCCCCUCCACCACCCCCGCUCUCCUCCCUCCUCCUCCUGUUGCUGCCCCUACUUCCCCCCUUGCUGUUGCCAAUGGUGAUGCCUCUGCUGCUGCUGAUGCUGCUGUUGCUCCUCCUCCUCCUGCUGCUGCCACCGCCGCCGCCGAUGCUCUAAAUGGUGAAGCUCCCUCCGCCAAGCCCACUACAGACGACAAGGCAGCCAGUCAAAGCAAGUCAACGCAGGUCAAGCGCCGUGCACUGCUGGUAGCAGACAUGUUUGAGAGCAUAGACGAGGAGUCUCUCGCCUCUGCCUCCAUAGCCCAGGCGCAUGCAGCCGUGCUCCUGCACCCGCUCCCUGACAACCACCCCACUGACCCCACCAAGGUGCUGCCUAUCCUGCCGCACCUCACGAGUAAAGAGAGGGACGCCCUUGGGAUUGCCGCGGAGUGCACUGAGGCGUGUUUUCUGGCGAAGACGGAUCGGCUGUGGGUGAAGCCGCUGUUCCAGUCGGCUUUCCAAGCACCGGCUGUAGAGACAGCAGAUGCAGCGGCGGCAGAUGCAGGUUCAGCAGCAGCGACAGGGGAAGAUCCAGCAGGAGCGGCAGCAGGUGCUGUGAAUCCGCUGCAGGUUGUAGCAGCACCAGCGGCUGCAGUGGCAGCAGAAACACCAGCAGCGGCAGCAGCUGCUUCUGCUGUGACCUCCGCCCCUGCAAUAGCUGCAAUGAAUGCAGUAGGUGCGAGCAGCAGUCCAGCCACAAGGAGAACCGUGCCUGGGGUGAUAUCCCGCCUGGUGCCUCUGGACCGCAAGCCAAUCGGAGUCAUGACUGCCGAUGGCACCAUCAAACCCAUCUCCCCUGCCGGCCCUGCCCUACCUUCGCCUUCUUCUGGUGUUGCAGCAGGGGAAACAGGCGCAGCAGGAGCAGCAGGGGCAACAGCAGGAGCCAUGCUGAAGCGGCCUAUCCCUCCGCGGCUGGCCAAUGACAGGACGGAAGAGGGUGAGCGGGAGGAGGAAGGCGAGGAGGAGCAGUUCUUCGAUGGGGAGGGAGGGGAGAGCGGGGAGAGUGGGGACGAGAGGGACGAUUUCUUUGACGCGCAUUCCGAGGCCUCUGAACUCGGUGCUGAUGUGGCGAGCGGUGGCCACGUGGCAGCGUGUGAGGGACGAGAGGGAGGGACCGGAGGAGCAGCGGAACGGGGAGCCGAUGAGGAGGGAGGCAGCGAGGAGGAGAAAACGAAGGAGAAGGAGCGGGAGAGGGAGAGGGAGAGAGUGCGGUGCAGAGCGGUGGUGGUGAAGGUGCAGCACCUGGGCAUGGAUAUCAUCAUGCGCUCUGACCUAAGAAACAUCGGCCGCGUGGCUGAAUUCCUCUCGCCCCAGCUGCCCUUCGACCUGCGCAAUAUAGUGAAGGAGAUACAGCAGACGAUUCCCAACGAGUUCAACUUUCACAGGGAGGCCGCCUUCAUGACCACCGUGCGCCACAACCUCGCCUGCAGGGGCUUCCACCAAGUCGUCUGCCCCACGCCCGUGCUGAGUCUCUGCACACGGCGCAUGAUCGUCAUGGAGAGGCUGUACGGGACACCAUUCACCAAGUUAAUCGACUCCCUACACCCGUACAAAGAUUCCUCCCUCCUCCCUCCUCCUCUUGCCGCCACGCGCCUAGAAGCAAUCUCAGCCGUCCGAUCCCUCCUCGAAUCCUACGGUGCCAUGUUCUUCCUGGACGGUGUUUUCCACGCCGACCCGCACCCAGGAAACCUUUUGCUGCUGCCCGGCGCCAAGCUCGGGCUGCUGGAUUUCGGGCAGUCGAAAGUUUUGGAGCGGCAGACGAAACGUUCGUUUGCCCGGAUGGUGGUGGCCCUGUGUAAGGGUAACCAGCUUGAAAUCGCCCUUGCUCUGCUGGGAACAGGGAUAUCGUUUGGGGGGGAGGCUGACUGGACUACCUUCUUUUCAAAACCAGGGGAGGGGUCGACAGGGGCGAGAGCAGCAGGAGGGGCAGAGGAGAGUGGGAAGGGCGGGAAGGGGGGCGGCGGGGCAGCGGAAGUGGAGCCAAUGAUGAACGGGCACGUGUCAGAGAGUGCGCAAUGUAACGGCCUGGCAACAGUCAAUAGUGUGGCUGCUCCUGCUCCUGCUCCUGCUCCUGCUCCUGCUCCUGCUGCUCCUGCUCCUGCAGGGCUGGGCCUUGGAGGAACUGUGUCUGCUGCAGUGCUGGCUGCUGUGGUGGCAUUCACAGAAAAAGCCCCUCCUGACGACUCCCCUGCUGCUGCCACCACUGCUGCUGCUGCUCCUGCUGCUGCUGCUGGUGUGAGUGAGAAGGGAGGGGAGGAGAGCAGUAGCAGCAAGGCAGGUGCGGGGAGGGGAGAAUCUGAUGGGGAGUCAGCGGUAGCAACGCUGCUGAAGGAGGUGGGGCCGGCCGGGCUGCUGGCAGCAGCAACGCCACAGAGGCUGCAGACGGUGCAGACGCUCUCGUAUCUCAUGUUUGACACGCGCCCCAUGGCUGAGGCCCAGACUUCCCCUCUUGCUCAGGAGUCUGGGCUGCAGACGGUGCAGACGCUGUCGUAUCUCAUGUUUGACACGCGCCCCAUGGCUGAGGCCCAGACUUCCCCUCUUGCUCAGGAGUCCGUGCUUCAGAAGGCUCCCCUCAAGGCUUUCAACCAGUCCUACUGGCUGGUGAGUGGCUGGGGAAAGGAGAAGUGA